UGUCCUAAUAAAACCGAAUUUAUAGUUUACUUUUCUUCCAAGUUUGUUAUUCCUUCCCCCGAUUCUUCGCAUUUAAAGAAGGUGAAACCAUAAUCGAUUCCGAUCGAGAAGUUUUUUUUUUGGAGAUCGAAUCGGUAUGACGAAUCCCGACAAACAGAAUCCCGUUGAAGCUUCCGACGUGGAGGCGGCGGCGAAGACGGAGACGACGCAGGGGUCUGGAAUGUCGUCGUUUUCUGCGAUUACUCAGAGAUGGAAGAGGGAGGAUUUGGUGAAGAAAGCGUCUCCGAUCACGAGAGGGUUGUGUCUUCUGUUCUCUCUCCUUGCUUUCAUCAUCAUGGUCUCUAACAAACAUGGAUACGGUAGAAACUUCGACGACUAUGAAGAGUACAAAUACGUUUUGGCGAUUGCGAUCAUCUCAACGGUGUACACUGCGUGGCAAACGUUUGUAUAUCUCUCGAAAAGAGAGUUCUUCGAUCGCCGGACUUCAAUGUUGGUCGAUUUCUCCGGCGAUCAGAUUGUAGCUUAUCUUCUCAUAUCAGCUGCAUCAUCUGCUAUACCAUUAACCAACAGAUUCAGAGAAGGUCAAGAUAACAUAUUCACUGACUCUGCUGCUUCGGCUAUCAGCAUGGCUGUCUUCGCCUUCGUGUCUUUAGCUCUCUCUGCUCUCUUCUCCGGUUACAAACUAUCCACUCAUUCUUUUAUCUGAAUCUAUGUGCUUCAGUCGUUUAUUUAUACCGUGUUGAUAUUUGCCAUACGUGUAAAUGUCAUUCAUUCUUUUACGUCCUGUUAUGUUGGGUCUGUGACUGUGUAUGUUCUUUGAUGAUACAUUGUAUGAAGUGAAAACAUGUGAACAUUGAUUGAUUGGUUUUAU
This is a messenger RNA of Brassica oleracea var. oleracea, 871 nucleotides long. RefSeq names its product CASP-like protein 4B1. The record is from RefSeq and is a predicted model, not a curated record. The transcript is spliced from 3 exons. Bases 137 to 706 code for a protein of 189 amino acids. Lineage: Eukaryota; Viridiplantae; Streptophyta; Magnoliopsida; Brassicales; Brassicaceae.